CAAAAUAUCAGUCCUGGUUUCACCCGGUGCUCACAGCCGGCGUACAGGCGCUUUACUUCGAAAACAUUAUGGCGUCGAGAAGAACGACAAUGGCGCAAAGUAGUUUUAAAAAUGCCUCGACUGACGCAAAAAGUGCUAAUAAAUCCAACAACAGUGGAACUGGAAAGAAAACUGUCAAACCAAGUGGGACCAUCGUCAAGUCUCGAUAUCUACAGUCUGUAGAGAAGACAUCUCUUUCAAAGAGUAACUCACUGACCAGUGAGUCGUUUGCUGUGCCACUGCGGCCUUCCUCACCCAAACCCAGUGAUGUCAGACCAAACGUGGGCACUCCACCGAGACGAUCGAUGGCCCCACAGGCUCUUGCAGCAUCAAUGGUGUCACGUGAAACUGAACCAUCACUUCUUGGGAAAAGCAUCCUGCAGUCCACUUUCUCAGACGGUCACUGCUUCCGACCAGAGUUUGAUAUUUCAGUCAUUAAAGACAAAACGGUGAUUGAAACUGCAGCAGAGCCUGAGAAAAAUCCUGAGACUGAGAAGAGAGUUAUUGAGAUGCAGACAGUUAUUCUGGCCUACCUCACAGCUAAGAUGGAGAGCAAUACCGCAAAGUUCAAGGCUAAGGCAGAAGCCAUGAUUAUGCAAGAGAUGGAGAAAGAGACUUUACUGCAUAAUGAGGUCAUGGAGAAGAAGCGCCGGUACCUUCUUGCUGAAAAGAAGAGACUGGUGAAUGAGCUGUUGGAUUUGCAGCUUGCUACUUUGACUCCUGUGGCAGAGGCUGCCAGUCAGUUCACAAACGACUACAAGUCUUUGGCAACAGCUGUUGACACCACCCGACACGAGCUGCCUGUCCAGGAUUUCUACAUUGAAGGGGACAGAAAGGAAUUUCUAGGUAAAGCUGUGGCUUGCCUCAAGGAGAGUGAGAAAUUGCUGGCGGAGUGCACAGAAGGAGAUUAUAAGGACAACAUCGCAUCUCUGGAGUGCCUUAGGAACAUGAAAUUGACAUCAAAGGACAUUAUUCACCAGAUUUCAGGUGCUUCUUCUGAGCUGCUUGAGCUGUCAUCAUUGGCCUGUCGUCACAAAAUUUAUGAUCAGCUAGCCAUGGAGGAAGAGGAACUUGGCCAUUCAAGAACCCGUGAACUUUUCUGCCCCAAACAGUGAAGACUACCACACAGCAUGAGAUCCACCAUAUACAGUGCACUUUGGAGACCCCUUUCCUCCCCUUAAUUUGUCUUUGUGUACUUCCUGAUAACUUUUGCAUUUUUAUUAUGUAAAAUUGUACCGUUGAAUGAUUACUGAUAACAUUUAUAGAUGGAACAUUGUUAUUAAAUGGAACAAAAAUGUUCA
Molecule: messenger RNA, 1340 nt
Organism: Mugil cephalus (flathead mullet)
Lineage: Eukaryota; Metazoa; Chordata; Actinopteri; Mugiliformes; Mugilidae
Gene: haus8
Product: HAUS augmin like complex subunit 8
Exons: 10
Coding region: 69-1154 (361 amino acids)
Source: RefSeq, a predicted model, not a curated record